GCGCAUAUAAACCCUCUUAUUCCUGACACGCAUAAGCUGUACUGAUAUUUUCUGGAAAGCAACCCAGCAUCGCUGUUUGAUUUUGUGAAGAUGAAUAAACAGUUUCUCAUCCUGGUUUUUGGGCUGAAUCUUCAUGCUGUAACUGCAUACACCAAUGGAAUGGUGACUCUGGCAUGCACAUCUAUGACUCCUAAUCAUAGAAAUAAUACUGCCUCUAUAUUAAAACCUCCUUAUAGAGUCACCACAGACGUCUCAAAAUACACAGCGGGUCAGGUGAUCAAAGUGACAUUGCAGGCAAAUGAGACUGGGUUCAGGGGCUUUCUUCUUCAGGCCAGGGAUGAGACGGGUCCAGUAGGAACUUUCACAGUCACAGGAAACGAUGCUCAAUUACUCAACUGUGGAACAGCGGGCUCAGCUGUCAGUCACACUUCAAAUGUUAACAAAUCAACUAUUGUGGCUCUAUGGAAAGCUCCUAACAACAACAACACAGAUAUUCGGUUCAGGGCAACAUUUGUGCAGAAUUUCUCUCUCUUCUGGGUUGAUGUUCAAAGUGAUCCUGUUAGAUUCGUGGGCACAAAUACAACAGUCACCUCACCCCACGGCUCCAGUCCAUCAGUGUCUCUCACAAUCUAUCUUCUUCUUUUACCUCUGCUUGCAAUUAUUUAAAAAAAAAAAUUGGUGAAAAUGUUCAGAAAUCAUAUCUGUUCAAUGUAAAAUCAUUGACGUUUAGUUUCUUAUUCAGUCAUGUUAUAUAUUUGUUGAAGUACAAUGGGAAAUAAUAUUUUAAUAAUAUAUUGAUUUUACAUUCUAAUAUAUAAAUGUUCAUUUUGUUACAGCAAAAUAUCGGCCUCAUUGUACCCUACUGUUAUAUUCAUAUUUACUGUAUAAAAUGAAGCUUGUAUGACAUAAAUUGAUUUGUAUCAAAUGUUUAGAAUAUUUUAUAACAUGCAUGAAAAAACACCACAUAGAUCUCAAAACCCCUUUAGUUUUAUUUCUUCUUCUAGAGCAAAAAUGAACACCAACCAAAACAAAAUAAUAAAAAAGACUUUGUACAUA
Messenger RNA from Carassius auratus (goldfish), 1056 nucleotides. RefSeq names its product putative defense protein 3. Bases 91 to 666 code for a protein of 191 amino acids. The record is from RefSeq and is a predicted model, not a curated record. The transcript is spliced from 5 exons. NCBI's taxonomy places the organism in Eukaryota, Metazoa, Chordata, Actinopteri, Cypriniformes, Cyprinidae. Gene Ontology annotation, cellular component: membrane.